Molecule: messenger RNA, 2341 nt
Organism: Chiloscyllium plagiosum (whitespotted bambooshark)
Lineage: Eukaryota; Metazoa; Chordata; Chondrichthyes; Orectolobiformes; Hemiscylliidae
Product: caveolae-associated protein 2-like
Cellular component (GO): caveola; cytoplasm
Molecular function (GO): protein kinase C binding
Source: RefSeq, a predicted model, not a curated record
AGCCAAUUGCAACAGUGGGCAGGGGGCCAGGCUCCCUUUGAUUUGCUUUAACAGGAUCCGGACGUUUUGCAAAAUGUUAUGGCAUUUAUGGAAAAAAGUAAUUUCCAAGGGAGCCCAAACCCCGCCUGUAGCAAGGCACAGUUUUACUGGGCGGACACGUAUAGCACUGGACCUUGGGAAUUUUCCGUAACUGGGUCGCCGCAGGCAGGCGGUGGAGAGAAGUUACAAUAAACAGCCCCAAGGCAAGGAGGAGGGAACCGGUCUGAAAGAAGGAGGGAGGGGUGUGAGCUUUAGUCUUUGCAGUUUGCAACUCUCUCCCGGCUGCAGCGCCGAGAUCGAGUUGCAGGGGAGAUGGGAGAAGACGGAGUGCAAGCGGAGAAAAGCAGCGGGCAGGCCGUGCAAGGCAGCCCGGAGGCCGGCCCGAGUGUGGAAUCCAGCUCGCCCCCGAGCCCGGCCCCGGCUCCGGCCCCGGCAGGCGGCUCGCUGAUGGACGGCUCGCAGGUUAACGCGAUCACGGUGCUGGCUCUGCUCGACAAGUUGGUGAACAUGCUGGACACGGUGCAGGAUAACCAGAGGAAGAUGGAGCAUCGUCAGAUCGGGGUGGAGAGCUCGGUCAGGGGCAUCCAGAGCGACAUCACCAAACUCUCCAAGAGUCACACCACCACCAGCAACACCGUCAACAAGCUGCUGGACAAGUCGAGGAAAGUCAGUAGCAACGUGCAGGAGAUGCGGGAGCGCCUGGACAAGCAGGCGGUGCAGGUCAAGAAGCUCGAGAGCAACCAGGCGCAGCUCCUGAAGAAGAACAACUUCAGAGUGCUGAUCUUCCAGGAGGAAACAGAGAUUCCAGCCAAAGUUUUUGCUGAGAAGCCAAAAGAUGAUGUGGCAGCAGAGGAAUGUGUGGAUGAGAACAAACCAGUGGAAGAUAGUCUUCCUUCGCUGGAACUGUCCUCUGAUGAAGACAUCCAUGAAGGUGAAGACAAUGAUGGGGAAAGAUCUGAAAAGUUGGAACAGUCCAGGGCUGCAAAAAUCAAGCGAUCAAGCAUGAAGAAAGUUGAUAGUAUCAAGAAAGCAUUUUCCCGUGAGAACAUUGAGAAAAGGAUGAAUAAGUUUGGCACAAAGAUUGUAUCUCCAGAAAGACGAGAGAAGAUUAAGAAGUCACUCACCCCAAAUCAACAGAAAUCGCAGUCAGCUAAGUCCUCCAACUUCAGAGUAACCCCUAUGACGUUCAAGGUGAAAAAGGUGAGGAAUGGGGAGACUCCUCCACAGAGCCCCAGUGAUGCAGUUGUUACCAUGGAAACUGACCCAUCUGGUUCUCCUGAAGACAGCGAGUUCCCUGAAGUACACUUGGGCCCCAACGUUUUGACAACUGAAGAGGUUAAGGAGAUGAUGGAGGAUGCAGAAGAUGAAGUGAAAGAGGCAGAAUUGGCAAUGGGAAGUAGCAAUAACAGGGGCAUUGUGAUGAAGGCAGAAAGCACAGAGGAGGCUGAUAUUUUGCUGGAGACCCACCCUGAAGUCCCAUCAGAAGGCAAAGUAAGACACAUAGGGCCGAAUAUAGAGUUGCACAUUGAGGAAACAGACGAGCCCGCUGUUCUGCAGAUAAAGCAAACUGCCUAAAUCCCUGGGAAGUGGAUCAAUAAACCUCAAUUUCUACACAAAAAUCAUGCUUAUAGUUAUUAGCUACUGUAACUAUAUGGGAAGUGAGUGGCUAGGUUAGGGAGAUUUGAAGCAUGUCGGAGGAGGGAAAAUGAAAGGGAAGAGAUAAGUGAGUAAUAGUCAAAGUUAUGAAAAAUGGCACUGGGUUGUGUUUAUACAAUUGUGUACGUGGUGAGGAAGUAAAAAUGGUUUUGAAACUCUGGACAAAGUUUGUGUUACGUGGUUUUUAUACUUAGAGCAAUGAAUGAAAGUUGUAGGACAAACAUUGAAAUGUAUCUGUUUCAUACAUAAAAAUACUCUAUUUUGAUUCAUAGAUGCAAGCUAUUUUGGUAUACACCAAUUUGGGGGGAAAAAAUUGUGCAUAAAACUGGCUAACUCAAACUUUACAGUGCUACUUUUUUAGUUAUUGUUACUCCCAAUGUAAAUGUAAGCAGUUCAGUUACCCUGGUGUCAGUUCAUGGUCUCUGUAAUGUGGAUGAAUUCCAGUUUCUAUCACACUUUAUUGCUGAUUUGAGUAAAGCUUUCCUGAAAUAUAAUGCCACAAUAAGUAUACAAUCUAAUUAUCUCCAUAUGUAAUAUAUUACUUUGUGCACAUUCUUAUUGUUUUCCUGUUUGCUACAAAACAAAAUUAAAGCUUAAAUGUUUUAUUAUCAUAAUUAAAUAUGCAAAUAAAGAUGAUUUAAAAGUG